AUGUCUAGUGGGUUAUUUGAAAAAACCACUGAAAAAGGUGUUGAAGAUGGUCAAGUCUCAUACAAUACAUCAGAUUCACCAAGUGUUCAACCAAAAGAUGUUCAAAUAGAUUCAACUCAUGAUAAAAUUACAAAAUUACAACUGGAUCCAAAUUUCAAUUUUGAUAAAGAACUUGAAGAAUUAGAAAUAUUGGCUGCAAAUUAUAAAGCUGAUAGAACUGCAUUACAAAGACUAUGUGGGUUAGAAGUUGAAUUAAAUUUCAAAAACAAAAAAAAUAUGGUUAUUUUAUUAGGUGUUUUCAGUGCUGCAGCUGGGUUAUUAUCAGGUUUAGAUCAAUCUAUUAUCAGUGGUGCUUCAAUUGGUAUGAAUAAGAUGUUACAUUUAACUGAAGAUGAAGCUUCCUUAGUUUCUUCAUUAAUGCCUCUCGGUGCCGUUUUAGGUGCCAUUAUGAUGGCCCCAUUAAGUACCUAUCUUGGAAGAAGAACUGCGCUUAUCAUUUCUUGUAUCUGGUAUACAAUUGGUAGUGCUCUUUGUGCUGGUUCUAUGUCUCAUCAUAUGAUGUAUGCUGGUAGAUUCUUACUAGGUAUUGGUAUUGGUAUUGAAGGUUCUAUUGGUAUGUACAUUUCGGAGUCAUGCCCGGCAAGAGUUCGUGGUAAUAUUGUUUCAUUGUAUCAAUUGAACAUUGCGCUUGGUGAAGUUAUUGGAUAUGCUGUCGCUGCUAUGUUUUAUGAAGUUCAUGGUGGUUGGAGAUUUAUGGUUGGUUCUUCAUUGUUAUUUUCCACUGCGGUUUUCAUUGGAUUAUUUUUCCUACCUGAAUCACCAAGAUGGUUAGUUCACAAGGGAAGAACAGGUGAAGCAUUUGCAGUUUGGAAAAGAUUGAGAGAUAUUAACGAUCCUCAAAAUAUAUUAGAAUUCUUGGAAGUGAAACAAGCUGUCGCACAAGAACAUGAAAGAGAACAACACGAAACAACUUUACAAAGAUGGUCAGAGUUAUUCCUUGUUCCAAGAAACAGAAGAGCCUUAUUUUAUGCUGUUGUUAUGAUUUUACUUGGUCAGAUAACGGGUAUUAAUGCCAUUUUGUACAAUAUGAGUUCAUUAAUGUCAAAGAUUGGGUUUGAUGAAAAGAAGAGUGUUUUUAUGUCUUUAGUUGGUGGUGGUGCUUUGUUACUUGGGACAAUCCCAGCAACUGUUACAAAGAAAGGUAGAAGAAUCUGGAGUAUGAAUCUAGCAGGAUGUUUUGUUGGAUUAGCAUUAGUUGGUGGUGGUUAUCUUAUUGAUCCAAUCAAACAUAAAUCUGCUGCUUUAGGUGUUUAUUUGAGUGGGUUGAUCUUAUAUAUGAGCUUUUUCGGUUCUUAUGCUUGUUUGACUUGGGUUGUGCCUUCUGAAGUAUUUAACACUAAAACAAGAUCAAUCGGUAUGUCAAUUUGCUCAGCUUUACUUUAUCUAAUUUCAUUUGCAGUUACCUAUAAUUUUGCCAAAAUGAAAAAGGCAUUCACUUACACUGGUUUAACACUUGGUUUCUAUGGUGGUAUUGCUCUAAUAGGGUUGAUCUAUCAAAUAAUUUUCAUGCCAGAAACCAAAGACAAGACAUUGGAAGAAAUUGAUGAUGUGUUUUCAAAAUCACCAUUUACUAUUGCAAGAGAAAAUAUAGUUAAUAUUAAAAGAAAGAUUGGGAAACAAGUUUAA
Molecule: messenger RNA, 1686 nt
Organism: Hansenula anomala
Lineage: Eukaryota; Fungi; Ascomycota; Saccharomycetes; Phaffomycetales; Wickerhamomycetaceae
Exons: 1
Coding region: 1-1686 (561 amino acids)
Biological process (GO): transmembrane transport
Cellular component (GO): membrane
Molecular function (GO): myo-inositol:proton symporter activity
Source: RefSeq, a predicted model, not a curated record